Messenger RNA from Phoenix dactylifera (date palm), 2601 nucleotides. Its product is annotated as protein trichome birefringence-like 11. The record is from RefSeq and is a predicted model, not a curated record. Gene Ontology annotation, cellular component: Golgi apparatus. NCBI's taxonomy places the organism in Eukaryota, Viridiplantae, Streptophyta, Magnoliopsida, Arecales, Arecaceae. Gene Ontology annotation, molecular function: O-acetyltransferase activity.
GAAUAAAUAAGAAGAAAGAAGGAAAGAAAUUUUACUUUCCCUUUCGCUUCCUCGCGUUUCGCCAUCCCCUCUCUUCCUCCCUCCUACCCCUUACUCGUUAUACUAGGCAUUUUUUUUUUCUUUUUCUCUUCGAUUCAGUUCUCAAACCCAAGUAAUAGUAAAUUACGAUUCUAGGUUUUAAAUUUAAAAAUAUUUUAAAAUUCACCGAUUUCCUUUUCCAUUGCUUCCUUCUUGCUGAUGCCUUUUCCAACUUUAAAUCUAUCGAUAAUUUCGUUCCAUAUAUUCCAUCGCUCUUCAAAAGCUGUUCUUCACGAGUAUUAGCUAUAAAAGGAAAAGUUCGUGGAGAAGGGAAAAAGGAGGCUCUUUUAAUGGUGAUGAUCUCGGUCUCUGUCUCGGCCUUGUCGACGAGGAACGUGUCGCCGCCGAUGCCGAGAUCGCCGGCGAAGAGGAGGGACGGCGGCGGGGUGGAGGAGGGUGGCCGCGGCAUGGAGGCGCUCCGGCGGCGUGUGAAGCCCUUCGAGCAGGUGGGUGUGCUCGGCUUCCUCGCCUUCACCGCCGUCUUCUUGCUUCUUAUCUUCUACUUCUACUCGAGCCGCGGCGGCCUGGUAUGGCCCGUCCGGGCGGCUGCUGGCGCCGGCGGCGGUGGAGUGAAGGGAGUCUGGGGACUGGGGGUGGAGAUUGGCCGGAGCGGCGGCGGCGGAGGAGGAGGAGAAGGAGGAGGGGAGUGCGAUUGGUUCGAGGGGGAGUGGGUUUGGGACGAAAGGUAUCCGCUUUAUGAGUCCAGGGAUUGCGGGUUCUUGGAUGAGGGGUUUCGGUGCUCGGAGAAUGGGAGGAGGGAUCGGUUCUACACCAAGUGGCGGUGGCAGCCGGCGCGGUGCGAUCUACCCAGAUUCGAUGCCAAGAAGAUGCUUGAGAAGCUACGAAACAGACGACUGGUAUUUGUGGGUGACUCAAUUGGGAGGAACCAAUGGGAGUCUCUUCUCUGCAUGCUUUCUAUGGCUGUUCCUGACAAGAGCUCGAUCUACGAAGUGAAUGGCAGCCCAAUUACGAAGCACAAGGGUUUCUUGGUUUUCAGAUUCAGGGACUACAACUGCACUGUGGAGUAUUAUAGAGCCCCAUUUUUGGUGCUCCAGAGCCGCCCCCCAGCUGGAGUGAUGGAGAAGGUGAAGACCACGCUUAAAUUGGACAUCAUGGAUUGGAUGUCCACCCAGUGGAGGGAUGCUGAUGUGCUGAUCUUUAACACCGGGCACUGGUGGAACUAUGAGAAGACUGUCAGAGGAGGGUGUUAUUUCCAAGAAGGAGAGGAGGUAAAGAUGAACAUGAGUGUGGAUACUGCAUAUCAAAGAGCCAUAAAGACAUUGUUUGACUGGAUUGACCGAGAGGUCAAUAGGAACAAGACCCAGGUCAUCUUCCGCACGUAUGCUCCUGUCCAUUUCAGAGGUGGAGACUGGAAGACAGGAGGAAGCUGUCACUUGGAGAAAUUUCCAGAGUUGAGUUCUUCGCCAAUGUCCCUGAAAGACUGGGAUCAUCUGCUGAAACCAUUUAGAAAUGCGACUUCGGAGAAUUUUGCUGGGACUCGGGUGCUAGAGUUGGAUGUGCUGAAUGUCACCCAGAUGACUGCUCGAAGGAGAGAUGGCCAUUUAUCCAUAUUUUACCUUGGUCCAUCAGGUCCUGCCCCUCUCCACAGGCAGGACUGCAGUCACUGGUGCUUACCGGGGGUCCCUGAUGCAUGGAAUGAGCUGCUGUAUGCGCUCUUUUUGGAACGGGAAUCCAUGAUCUAUCAAAAUGCUUCUGCUUUGGGCAACACCAGGGUAAAGCUGGAUUCGUAAAGGUGCUAAGCUCAUCAUUGCAGAUUAAUUUUGCAUCGCAGUACUGCGAGAAAGUGCUUAAUGGAAACCUUUCCAGGUUUCCCGGGUUGAAGCCUCUUGUGGGUGGUGGCAUAUCAUUCUUGAGGGCCAAUGCCGGAUUGUUAUGAGAAUUGUUGAUACAGGCUACAAAUAUAGCAAAUAUAGAAGCAUAGGUGAUCAACAAAAUUAACUUUGUAAAUAGAAAAGUUGAUGUCUGCGAUUUUUUAUUAGAUAAAUGGCAUCAAUCUCUAUAUAGGACUGAGAAUUGUAUACAGCAGCAGGAUUUUUGGAAAGUCUGUAUUGCAGCUAAGCCUUCUGCUUUUGAAUCUCCUGGUGAGGUGUUGCAUCUACCUUUUUCCCCCUUUUUUAUAUUAAUUUUGCUCCAUCAAUUUUAAUUUGUAGCAACAUGAAGAAAAUAAUUUUGUAUGAACUUUUUUCAGAUCAUAAAGUGGAGUGUUUGUUGGUUGAAAUUGGUUGCUGUGCAUAUCAAUGGUUUGUUGGCUUGGCAUGAACAUAUCUUAGGUAGGACCUUGGUUAUAUGGUUGUCAGGUUGCAACUUUGUCCCUAUGAAGCCAAAAUCACUAGCAGCUGCUGGUUAGCCUGAUGGCAGCUUCGAGUUUGAUGUCUCGGCCUUGCAUGCUGUGAGAUGGACACGAUAAUCCGGAGUGUAAAUGUCGGCAGACAUUUUCUUGUGAGAAGCUUGAAAUGCUGAUAAAAUGUGACUCAAAUAAGAAUAGUGUUGAUGAAAUCUUAA